This is a messenger RNA of Aspergillus saccharolyticus JOP 1030-1, 1098 nucleotides long. Its product is annotated as D-mandelate dehydrogenase-like dehydrogenase. The transcript is spliced from 4 exons. The coding region runs from base 1 to 1044 and encodes 347 amino acids. Gene Ontology annotation, molecular function: hydroxypyruvate reductase [NAD(P)H] activity; glyoxylate reductase (NADPH) activity; NAD binding. NCBI's taxonomy places the organism in Eukaryota, Fungi, Ascomycota, Eurotiomycetes, Eurotiales, Aspergillaceae. Gene Ontology annotation, cellular component: cytosol. The record is from RefSeq and is a predicted model, not a curated record.
AUGGGCUCCACCAACCCCAAACCCAAAGUCCUCUUGAUUGGAAAAAUCGACCAACCACCCACUUCCAGCGCAUACGCGACCUGGACCGGAUUAAGCGACAUCGCCGAACUCCUCGAAACGACCGCCACCAACCGCGAGGAAUUCAUCCAAGAGUGUCGUGCGGGGAAAUAUGAGGGUGUGGUCGCUAUCUACCGCACGCUAGGGUCGAUCAACCUCACGGGCAACUUCGACCAGGAGAUCAUCGACGUGCUCCCGAGGUCUCUGGUGUGGAUUGCUCAUUGCGGAGCGGGCUACGACCAAAUCUCCAUCCCAGCCUGCAGCGCGCGCACCCCGCACCCUAUCCGCGUGUCCAACGUGCCCACUGCCCCCGACAACGCGACCGCCGAUGUGAACAUGUUCCUGAUCCUAGGUGCACUCCGCAACUUCAACGCGGGGAUGCAGAACCUUCGACGCUCGGAGUUUCGCGGAGUGGCCGGCACGACGCUGCCGGGGCUGGGCCACGACCCGCAGGGCAAGACGCUGGGGAUCCUGGGAAUGGGCGGGAUUGGACGCAACCUGAAGCGCAAGGCGGAGGCGUUCGGGAUGCAGGUCAUCUACCACAAUCGAAGAGCCCUCUCCGCCGAGAUGGCCGACGGGGCUGAGUAUGUGAGCUUCGAGGAGUUGCUGGCGCGGAGUGAUGUGCUCUCGCUGAAUCUGCCGCUGAAUCCCAAGACGAGGCAUAUCAUUAGCCAUGCCGAGUUCGCGAAGAUGAAGGAUGGGGUGGUGGUGGUGAAUACGGCGCGCGGGGCGGUUAUGGAUGAAGAGGCCCUGGUGCAGGCGUUGGACUCCGGGAAGGUGUUUUCGGCUGGGUUGGAUGUCUUUGAGGAGGAGCCCAAGGUGCAUCCCGGUCUGUUGCGGAAUCCGAACUGUGUGCUGGUGCCGCAUAUGGGGACUUGGACGGUCGAGACACAAACCGCCAUGGAAGAAUGGACGAUUGGCAACAUUCGCUCCGCGCUGGAGACGGGCAAGUUGAAGAGUCCCGUUCCCGAGCAGGCAGAUCUUUAAAAUCACCAAGGUUGUACAUACAAUAUAGACACAUUAAUAAAGGUUCAAAUGGUG